Molecule: messenger RNA, 1578 nt
Organism: Paracoccidioides brasiliensis Pb18
Exons: 2
Coding region: 1-1578 (525 amino acids)
Biological process (GO): pseudouridine synthesis
Molecular function (GO): pseudouridine synthase activity; RNA binding
Source: RefSeq, a predicted model, not a curated record
AUGAGUCUUACCACCGUCGACCACUCGUUUCCUUUAAGAGAGGACGCUUUUAAGCCUCCGCCGGACGUCGUGGUGACACCUUGUGACCCUUUGCCUAGACCAUAUUAUAUCGAGGGUGGCUUGCGCAGAGUCGCACCAUAUCACUUCACUUAUAAUACUUAUUGUAAAGAACGGUGGCGGGGAAGAGGGUUGUUGGAUGUUUUUGGAACAGAAUUUAGAGAUAGGCCUCGCGAGUAUUAUAAAAAAGCUAUUGAAGACGGCGCCGUAUGCAUAAACGGAAAGGCAGUUACAAUAGAUACGAAAAUUCAAAAUGGCGACGUGAUUUCGCAUACCCUCCACAGACACGAACCGCCGGUCACCAGUCAACCGAUUGGUGUAAUCCACGAGGACAAUGACAUGAUCGUGAUUGAUAAGCCUGCAGGGGUACCUGUCCACCCUGCCGGAAGAUAUAAUUACAAUUCAGUUCUUGAGAUAAUGAAGGCAGAGCGGGGACACGGAUGGGUUCCUUAUCCAUGUAAUCGCCUCGAUAGGUUGACGUCGGGUGUUAUGUUCGUCGGUAAGCACCCCAAGGGUGCCGAACAAAUCGGAGAAAAGCUUCGUUCACGCACUGUGCGGAAGGAAUAUGUCGCACGGGUGAAAGGGAAAUUCCCAGAUGGCGUGGUAUUGUGUGAUCAACCUAUGUUGAAAAUCAGCCCAAUUCUUGGCCUCAACCGAGCAAGAGCUUCAGGAAAGGAAGCUAGAACAAAAUUCCGUAGAAUCGCAUAUUAUCCACCGUAUGAACCAGCGGAGAAAAGCUCAGUUUCGUCAACUGAACCGGCCACCCCACCUGCCACUCUGCCAGAUGAAAUGAAUAUCAGCAACUCAUCAACCGCUACGCCGACGGGAGUGGCUACUCCUGUUCCCAAGAGUUCAGAUGAGGAAGGCUACAGCAUCGUCCAUUGCCUCCCGUUAACCGGGCGUACCCACCAAAUCCGUGUCCACCUUCAAUAUUUAGGAUAUCCAAUAACCAACGACCCGAUCUACUCCAACCGGCGAGUUUUUGGCCACAGUCUUGGCAAAGCAGAUGCAACCGGAGACAACGACGAGCAGAUAAUAUACCGGUUGUCUAAAAUGGGCAAGACUGAGCCCGCUGACUCCCUCAGUUACCAAACUUUCCAAGCACCUCCGCCCGAAUCAGUCACCAACAAUGACCCUGCCGUUGUGGAUGACCUGCUAGCCAAAGAACAUGAAGUGAUGGUUAACGACUAUCUGAAACGCAAAGGGGAGAAGAUGAACGGAAAACAGUGCGAGACGUGCGGAACGGAGCUGUACACUGAUCCAGGCGUGCAUGAGUUGGGAAUUUUCUUGCAUGCCGUGGCGUAUGCAGAUGUCACUGGGGCAUGGAAGUACAAGAGUAAAAUGCCUGGAUGGGCAUUACCUCCUGAGGGCAUGGAGGGUCCCACUAGUCCCCCGGAUUGGGUAGAUGAUGGAAACGAGGAAGUCAUAGGAAAAGGACAGCAUGGGGACGCAGCAUUGGUGGAGGGGCUAGGUGCGGUGAACUUGCAGGAAUUGGUUGAUAAGGAUAAGAAAGAGGUUUAG